AUGGUGGUGAUAACACCGCCGCGCACCAACUCUCGCCACCAGCUGCACGUGAACAUGCCUGCUGCCUGGACAUCUUUCCGACCUCCUUCACAGCAGUCCAUCUUUACCCCGCCUGCCUCCAUCUCUAAGACGCGUUCGUCGUCAUCGCCGCUUCCUCCGUUUCCAGAGGACAGGUUCAUCGCGCAUGGCUCCAUCGAUGGCCGUGCGUUGGAUGCAGCGCACGACGGCGCGGAAGUGAUGCUGACCACGAUCGAGAAACCACUCCACGAGACGACACGGCGUCGACUGGAAUGCCUGGGCGGCAUCAGCCAUCCCCAUGUACAAGCUACCGUCGGUCUCUUUGACAACAUCUCGUCCGUGUGCUUGGUGCAAUCCGCCACGUCGAGCGACCAUCCAUUGCUUCAAGAAGUCAUGUACAUGCACGGGUACACCGAAGCCCAGCUUCGAGUGCGAGCCCUGGCGUUGCUCAAAGCUCUGCAUGUCCUCCACACGAACUCGAUCGUCCACGGCAACCUAACGCUAGACAGUCUCCAUAUGCGUCCCCACAAUCAUCUUGUGCUGCAUGUACCUGGCCAGCUCGAUCCAUGGUACCCCCAAUCCUUUCCCGCGACCGCCAAAGAUAAAUCCCUCGACAUGUUUAGCUUUGGGGUGGUGCUGUACCUACUGGCCAGUGGCCGCCAUCCGUUUGCAUCGUCCGCUGCUGCUUCGACCUCUGAGAUCUUGUACAACAUGGACACUUUGUCCUUCGUAGUUGACAGACUUCCACUGGGCCACCUCUCGUCCAGCGCCCAGCACGUGAUCCUCGACUGCCUCGACACAUCGUCACAAUAUGUGACACCGUUGGACCUGCUGCAGCGCCAAUGGUUCAAAGCAUCAAUAUCAUGGGCCGCCAUCGCACCCUCGUCGUCAUCCCCCCCCGUUAGCAUGAUGCUGCCGAGGACAAGUGCAAUGUCAUCGACUGCAGAGAAAGAAACGUACACGACAAUGCACCACAUAGUACCAACUUCCAGUGCGAGGUGGACCAUAUCCCCCGUCGCCAGAAAUUUCACACAUUCCAACUGUCCUCCCACCACCACCACCACCCAUCCGUCCUUGUCCUAUGCCGCGUUUGGCCAGUACGAGUCGCCCCCGCCAAUGUCCUUGUACUCAUCCUUUCCAUACACCCCGCCUUCGUCCGGACGUCCUCCACCCGCCUCUUCCUUGGGCCGCGACUUGGCUCGAUCCAUGCUCGCAUGUCCGUCGCCAGCGAUCACAUCGCUCCUUCCGACUCGGCAUCCUCACGAGCAACACGCGUCGACAGACACUCCUAGUACUACUAAUACUACUACUACUACGAACGGAACAUCCCCGGUAUUGCCACGUCACGAACCAACCCACGUGUAUCGGCACAUUCCGUCCGUGUCCACGUUGCACUCGACACACGCUGUGAAAUUCAGCGCGUACGGCCCCCCAGUAUGGACACCAUACAAGAAGAGUGAAUGUGCCAAGAGUGAAUGCCGAAUCUACAUUUGGGCGUAUUUGGCGCACCAAGUACACGACAUGCGGGAGCUGGCGGCGCUCCAAGUUGAAAGCGGGCGGCUGUCCAAGGGACUCCACGUCGGCUUUGGCGCGACGAUCACCAUCAUGCUCGAGCCCCCCGCGGGGUGGAGCCAACUGGGUGAACUCACCAAGUCCUUGAUUUGGAUCGAAGAGGUGGAUCGGGUAUUUUUUGACUUGACGUUGGACGAGGGUACAUCUGCGACAGAGGCGACUGGUUUGUGUCGCGCGCGUAUUGUAGUGGGGACGCAAGUGGCGAUUUUGCACUUUAGUCUGCCCCGUGUCACAUAUUCGUCCUCAUUCCACCCCUCCAAACUCUACGAACAUGACAAAGCCGUCGAGUACGCCAGCUCCAUGCAAGUUGUGGCCGCCGUCCAGCCGCCGUCCAUCCCUCGCCACCACUUGACGUUUAUUGAACCCGUCGGCUCGGGCUUCUUUGGUACAGCGUACAAGGCCAUGUAUCACCCAACCAACCAGGAGGUCGUGGUCAAGUCGUUACGGCAAGGCAUGGGCAUCUCCCGCGCCGAGUUUGACCACGAAGUCCUGGCCAUGACGAUGCUGAGUCAUCAUCCGCAUGUCGUCGACUUCCUCGGCGCAUGCGACGACGCGUCGGAGCUGUCGAUUGUGAUGGAAUAUGUCGCGAAUGGCAGUUUGCAAUCUCUGCUGUACGACUCUGCAAAGCCACAACCUCGAUAUUACUACUCGACGUAUAUGAAAACCCUGUUUGCCCGAGAUGCAGCCCACGGGAUUUUAAAUAUCCACCAAGGUCACUUUGUGCAUCGAGACAUUGCGGCUCGGAAUUGCCUCGUGGAUGACACGUUCCACGUUAAAGUGUGCGACUUUGGGCUGUCGCGACCCAUGGAUCGCAUGAUGGGCCAUGUAUUGGAUCCAGUAUCGUGUGGUCCGUUGAAGUGGAUGGCACCCGAGAGUUUGGAGCUGCCGCAUGUGUUUUCCACGGCGAGCGAUACGUACAUGUUUGGCGUGUUGUUGUUUGAAAUUAUGAUGGGCAAGGAGCCGUUCCCGCUGCUGCCACCUCACGAAGCCGCGGCGUUGGUACUGGAAGGGCACCGGCUGUCGUUUCACGAGUGGCGUGAGUGCCCUGCAGCCCACCAGACGUUAUUAGAGCAGUGCUUUCGCGUUGAUCCGGUCGAAAGGCCGUGUAUGGGCCAAGUCGCGUCGGUUCUAGACACGUGGUUAGCUACACAAGGAUGAGUGACGCUGUGGUGAUCGGAUUCGGUUGUGUUAAAACAAGCGAAUAUAAUGGUAUAGUUAGUGUCGA
Molecule: messenger RNA, 2815 nt
Organism: Aphanomyces astaci
Lineage: Eukaryota; Oomycota; Saprolegniomycetes; Saprolegniales; Verrucalvaceae
Product: serine/threonine protein kinase
Exons: 14
Coding region: 1-2748 (915 amino acids)
Biological process (GO): protein phosphorylation
Molecular function (GO): ATP binding; protein tyrosine kinase activity
Source: RefSeq, a predicted model, not a curated record